CAGUUCGUCUUGCACAUCGAAAUAUUUUCAUGCGCCGACCACUUGUGUCACACCGCCUGCAUAUGAGAAGUGAAGAGUAGAUUGGCACCUUUACGACGAUAGGAUUGUCUUCGCUUCAAUUGCAACAGAAAUAAUAUUUUUUACGAGUUUAGUUUUUUGUUCUAAACUUGCGCCGCGUCUCUUCGGAUAUAUGUGCGUGCGCUCGGAGCCCGAAGCGCAGUCCCAGCCGGCGCCGACGAUGCCAUGCCCCACAGCCGCAUCGGAGAUGAGGGUGGUACUGGGCUCUGGAUGAAGGCAUCUCCGGGGGAUAGCGGCGAGGGCUAUGACUUGAAGGAUGUGGAGUCCGGCAGAAUGACGAUGAACAACGCGGUGAGAGCGGGAGACGGCUUACUGCCGGCUGGCUCUUCGCCGGCGACAACAGGUGCAGGGGGCACGGAGAACCUACUGGGGAAGCGGGGAGCUCGACUGAGCCUGCUGGGAAAGCCGCUCACCUACAGCCUGCAAGGUGGCCGGAAAACGGCGAGGUACCGGCGGCUGCAGAAUUACCUGUAUAACGUGCUGGAGAGACCCCGAGCAUGGGCGUUCGUGUACCACGCCUUCGUUUUCAUCUUGGUGUUUGGCUGCCUGGUCCUGUCCGUGUUCUCUACCAUCCCUGCCCACCAGGACCUCUCAUCUCACUGCCUCCUAAUCCUGGAGUUUGUGAUGAUAGUGGUGUUUGGCCUGGAGUACAUCAUCCGCAUCUGGUCUGCAGGCUGCUGCUGCCGCUACCGCGGCUGGCAGGGCCGCCUGCGCUUCGCCAGGAAGCCCUUCUGCGUCAUAGACAUCAUUGUGCUAAUUGCCUCGGUGGCUGUGGUGUCGGCGGGCAGCCAGGGCAACAUCUUCGCCACGUCUGCUCUGCGCAGCCUGCGCUUCCUGCAGAUCCUGCGCAUGGUGCGGAUGGACCGGCGGGGCGGCACCUGGAAGCUUCUGGGCUCAGUGGUCUACGCCCACAGUAAGGAGCUCGCCACGGCCUGGUACAUUGGCUUCCUCGUUCUCAUCUUCUCCUCAUUCCUGGUCUACCUGGUGGAGAAAGAGUUCAACACAGAGUUUGCCACGUAUGCUGAUGCUCUGUGGUGGGGCACGAUCACCCUCACCACCAUUGGCUACGGGGAUAAGACCCCCCAGACGUGGACGGGCCGCCUGCUCUCGGCCGGUUUUGCCCUGCUGGGCAUCUCCUUCUUCGCCCUCCCUGCGGGGAUUCUGGGAUCUGGGUUUGCACUGAAGGUCCAGGAGCAGCACAGGCAGAAGCACUUUGAGAAGAGGAGGAACCCGGCUGCCAGUCUUAUCCAGGCCGCGUGGCGCCUUUAUUCCACGGAUGGAGCCCGAUCGUACCUGAGCGCCACCUGGCAGUACUAUAGAGGGGUCCUCCCUUCUCUCAGCCAGAAGUUGAGCUUCAAGGAGCGCGUGCGGAUGGCCAGCCCCCGCGGGCACAGCAUCAGGAGUCGCCAGGCCUCAGCUAGCGACCGGCGCUCCCCCGGACCCGAGGUGGCCCUGGAGGGGGGCAGUCCAGCCAAAGUGCAGAAGAGUUGGAGCUUCAACGACCGCACCAGGUUCCGCCCCUCGCUCCGCCUCAAGAGCCAACCGCGCGCCGCCUCUGAGGCGGAUGCCAGCCAGGGCACUGAUGAUGCCUUUGAUGACAAGGUGUGCCAAUGCGACAUGUCGGUAGUGGACUUGACACCGCCCCUCAAGUCUGUAAUCAGGGCUGUCAGGAUCAUGAAGUUCUAUGUGGCAAAAAAGAAGUUCAAGGAGACGCUGCGGCCGUACGACGUGAAGGACGUGAUCGAGCAGUACUCCGCGGGACACCUCGACAUGCUCUGCCGCAUCAAGAGCCUGCAGACACGGCUGGACAUCAUUGUAGGUCCGGAGCAGACCCUGGGAAGCAAAGCCAAGACCUUUUCCUCCCCUUCUUUGCACUUGUACUACAACCAGCACAGGAGGAAGUCCUCCGCACUGGGGGUGGACCAGAUUCUAGGGAAGGGCCACAUUCAGGCAGACAAGCGGAGCAGGGAGAAGGUCCACUCGGAGAGCGACGCCUUCGAUCACAUGAGCAUGCUGGGCCGGGUGUGUAAGGUGGAGCGCCAGGUCCAGUCCAUUGAGACCAAGCUGGACUCCCUGUUGGACAUUUACCGGCAGGUUCUCCGCAAGGGUUCCUCCUCGGGGCUGCCCCUGUUCCACCUGGAGCAGACGUCCGACUACCAGAGCUCCACCCUCAGCAAGGACACCUCCUGCACCACCAGCAGCAGCACCAGCGUGCCCCGGGGGCUGCAGCUGGUUCUGCCCACGAACGAGCUCUGCCUUAACCUCAGCACCUCCCCAUGUGGAGCUCUCACCUCCUCCUCCUUCAGCCCCUCUCCCCUGCCUCCCGAGAGCAGCACCACCGGCUCUCCCACACCUGUCCUUUCACCCAACAGCCUCGCUACGACUCCAUUCUCCGACCUGCCCAAGCCUCGUCCUCACCACCCUUCCUCACCGUCCACUCUCCAGCUGCCUCCCCCCAAUGCUCUCUCCCCCCACAGCUCAUGCGCAGUGGACCCCACAGACGCAGAGGGCGACCAAGGCGGGUUGCAGCUGAGGAACAAGCCUAGUGCCAAGGAGGAUGGGUCUUGGAGGAGGCACACCAGCCUGGAGAUGGGCCCCUUGGUUGCGUUGUCCCCUGGCCCUGUGGACCGCAGCCUGGGGAAGUCUCUUUCGGUCCAGAACUUCCUAGGUGUGGAUGUAGAAUGCUGCUCCAAACCAUCCUCAUCCUACAGCAACAGAGACUUCAAUAUGAGCCCCCACAACAGCCAGGGUCUGCCCACCAGCGAGUGGGAGAAGGUGGAGCUGAUCAUCAGCGACCAGGACGUGAACAUGCUCGGGGAGAGCUCGGACUUCCUGGCACAAAGGACCACGGAUUCCGCCUCCCCACCUGAGCCACUGGGGGUCAAAAAAACACCUUCGGCUCUGGGCCUGGCUGUCGACACCCACAGCAUUUCCCACGUGCGGCUAAAAUAGAGUCACCAUAGCAGUUUGCAUUUUUUAAUGCCGGGGGGGGGGUGCUUUUCUCUUUCCGUUUUGCUCUGAGAUAGUUUAAAAAUCCCUGUAAUUCAUUAAUUAUUGACCACCCACCACUGCAUGGACUAAUCCUUCCUCUAGGGGGCAACGAAGGGACAGACCCGAGACACCUGACAGGAGCUGGGGCGUCAGCCCUGCAUGAGCACUGCAUGUUUACAGCUCGGCGGCGCAUUGCAUCACUUACCAGCCUGUUCAGCUUGUUUCCUGACACUGGGUCCCCAGCUUUGCAUGAGUCUAAGGAAUGACAUAAUGCAUCAGGGGCAGGUCACGGCUCGACUGUGGAAACUAGGCUGUAAGACACUGCUUAUCUCCUUUUCACCACCAGGAGGAGCUAUAGCUCCUUCCCAUUUGCCCCCCCCCCCCCCAGCUUAAUUAAAUUCUAAUUAAGUUCUUAAUUAUGUCUUAAUGCAUUGGUUGGCAGUUAUAUGCUGGAAAUGAGUAGAAGGAAAGGUAGCCCAGCAGGAUGGUGCAGGGGUGGGGUCACAGAGGUAACGGCCCCAGAUGAAAGCUGAUUGGCCCCCAGAGUGACCACUCCCCUGUCACUCAAUGAUUCAAAACAUAUCAUUGGCUAAUGAUCAUGUUGGCUCCCACCCUAAAAAAUCCUAGAAUUUCCCCAGGGAUUAUGUUAUAUAGAGGAAAAUGUCUUCAGUGGCAUGUUCUAGAUCCAGUAGAAGUGAGCACCAGGAGGGUUACUGUCACGUUCAAUUCUACAUUUUUUCUUGGUCUGGAAUCGCCCAUCAGUCACAUGUGUUGUCAGUUGUCAUCGACUCUAUGGGUUGCACCGAGUGACAUGGCAGACAUAGGGUGCAAUUUGCUGGAUUCCCAGGGCAGAACCACAGCAGGUAUCACCACUGGAUGGAAGAAGGAAAUGAACACAGCUCCAAACACUGGCUGCCAGAUUCUGUGGCCUCUGGGCCUUGCUGACUGGGGAGCCGCUGGAGAGGCCCAACUUUUUAUUUUGUUUGUUUUUUUACCCAAACCAAUCCUUUAAAUUGCUUGCUCAUUACAACCAUUAUGAUAUUUUAGAUUAUUGAUAAAUUAUAACGUGCAUUUAAAGAUUCAAGCUUUUGCACGGCAUCUAGGUAAAACUGCAUUAUGGGGAUUUUGGAGAAUAUAAGCAUGAAAUCCAUGAGGUGAAUGGUGAGGAAUAUGCGGUGGAAAUGAAAAUCACCUUAUGCAGGAAAUAGUCGAACACUCCUGUACAAAAAUAGCCGAAGUUCCAAAGCGAGCUAUAAGGAAAUGAGCCAAGAUCACAGAGUGAAUUUAAGACCCCCAUCCUAGGAUUGAUAUUCUCUGUGUGGGUCUGUAGACAUUUUCCCACAGCCUUGAGACGCCCAGGGCUGUUACUACUGGGCAAAUGGUUCAUACAUAAACACUGCUAAGGAGCAAUCGAGUCACAGAACAUAACUGGCACCGUCUCACUGGGAAGGGAACGGACCAGAACAUCACGGGUAACAGCCUCAUUAGUGCCUCCUAGGGAUAUAUCGGGCAACUGUCGUCAUCGGCCUGUGGUGAGCGAUGUGCCACGUGACUGACCAUUGCUUGAUAGGUUAUUGAAGGGGCACAUGUUCCGAUGACCUCAAAAUUGUUUGCAUGCACAAAGGGUAUGGGAGCGAUCCAGACAGUGACCUACAAGAGACAAUUGGAGAUGAUUAAUGACAGCUGAAAAUAGUGGAGAACACGAGAACAUGUGAGAAUGCGUGAUCAGAAGGCUGUCGCUUCCAAAAGCACACAUCCUAUUGAAUGUAGUUUCAUUAUUUAUUUGUUCCCACAAUUCACAUAAAAAAUGGUACAGUACAUGAGCCAGAAACGUCACACUUGUUCCCAAAAAACAGCUAUAGGAAUAUAAACGAUUGUUUUGUAUUAUUUAUUACAUCUUUUUUGUUAAUAACAAAACACUGUAGUCUUAAAUGUUUUUUAACUGAACUGGGCUGAGUUAGAUUCCAUAAUUUACUGCUGACAUGAAUCUUUUUUGUAGAUGAUGCAUUCUGAUAUUGGAAUAUUUGCUGUAUGAUCUCCUAAUACAGUAUGUGUGACACAGUUCUGCGUGCUGUCAAAGCCAACGGCUGUAAGUUAACCCCUCAAAGUGAGAGAAACUGACGCGGUACCUGGAAGCACAAUUAUUGAUUUGGAGCGACCUGCGGGCAAGCGGUCAUUGACCUUAAUAAUACACCAUGGCGGUAAAAAGGAAUGUACCUGUACAGUAUAUGGCCAUAUACUCAGCGCAGUCAACUCCAAGGAAUAAAAAUCAGCAGAUAGAUCAUGGAAUCCUUUAAAGGGAUAUAUUGCUUUAAGGCUUUGCCUGCCAAUUAAAAUUAUAAAAGUAUACAAACUAUAUACAGUUUAUACUUUUUUAUUUUUCCCGUUUUUGUAGUAAAUGCUUGAAGGUGCCUUUCAUGCAAAAUAUUAACAGUAUGUUAUUUUUUUCCACGGCUAUGUGCUAGCUUUAAAUUAUGGGGAUAGUUUUGUAGGUUCCUAAUGUUAUGUAUACUUUUAGAAAAUCUAAAAUCUUCUAAAUAACAAUCAACAUGUUUUUUUCACAUGUACAAUAAUUUAUUUCACAAAAUUGGCUUUAAUGGGAAUGGGAACUUUUUACUUUUUUGUUUAAUGUAAUUUAUUUUAAGGAGGUACGGGCACGUACAAGGUACAUUGAGUAUGUGAUAUUGUCAUUAAUUUU
Paramormyrops kingsleyae is the source of this 5767-nucleotide messenger RNA. Its product is annotated as potassium voltage-gated channel subfamily KQT member 5-like. Gene Ontology annotation, biological process: potassium ion transmembrane transport. Gene Ontology annotation, molecular function: voltage-gated potassium channel activity. The record is from RefSeq and is a predicted model, not a curated record. Gene Ontology annotation, cellular component: voltage-gated potassium channel complex; membrane. Lineage: Eukaryota; Metazoa; Chordata; Actinopteri; Osteoglossiformes; Mormyridae.